GAUGACACGAGGAUUAGGAGCGAUACCCUGGCCGCCGAAUUGAAGGGUCCUGAAGAGAACUCUCCCCACUACGGAGGUAGGAGAAGUAGAUAUUGGCGACAGGUGCCGGCGGCCAGCCAGUCCGUCUCUGCAGCCUAACCCAACAGUUGCUCUCCUGGUAUCUAUGCACAAGGUAACACACCAAAAUAUACUAUAGUGAUCCAAACUGUCUUCUAGAAAAUAGUGAUUCUCCAAAUGUUCGCUGUAUAAGUGAGCUAUCUCAACACAGCUAUCGGCUAGUGUACUCCAGUUCUUGUAGGUGGUUGCCGUCCUACAGGAUACGACUUGCCACUCUUGGUGGUUCCCUCCGCAUAAGGCGAACAGGGUGAAACUGAAUUACAUUGUGGUUGGAAAAACCAGAACAUCAGCAGAUGAGACUGGCAGAUACGUCUCCUCAAAGAAGUUACUUUUAAAGAUAUUCGCAUAACACUCAACUUAAAUUUUUAUUUGCAUAGCUUAAGAAGUUAUCAUUGAGCAAAAUGGAUACCAAUUCAAUGGCUGCGAGUCGGGAACAACUCACCAUCAAUAUUAAGGAGGAAAAGAUGGGUUACGACAACCCAGCAAUGGCUUAUGACAACAGCCCUGCUAUGUCAUCAAACCCAGCUGUAAAAUGCCGAAAAAUUUCGAAUGUAGGGACUGUUAGUCAAAUGAUUGAGAAAAAUACCAAUAAUGGAGUACCUCAUAGGAAGGAGUCACUGAAAGCUGUCUAUGUCUCACAACCAAAUCCUAUUAGGCAAACUAAGUCAGAAAAAGAAUAUGAACCAUAUGAUAAUAGAGAUGUUAAACAUCCUACAACGUAUUUUGAAACAUUUAUUCACAUGUUAAAAGCUUCUCUUGGAACUGGAAUUCUUGCUAUGCCUGAUGCCUUUCACAAUGCUGGGUAUCUUGUGGCAACGAUUGGCACUCUAGUCAUUGGUUUUCUCUGUACUUAUACUAUUCAUAUUUUGAUCUCUGCUGAAUACGAACUGUGUAAAAGGAAAAAACAGCCUAGCAUGACUUAUCCUGAAACAGCUGAAGCAGCCUUCUCUGAAGGACCUAAGCCAUUGAGAUAUGUAGCAAAAUAUGUCCCAACCAUAUGUAAUGUAUUUCUGUUACUUUAUCAAAUUGGGUCAUGCUGCAUUUAUGUUGUUUUCAUUUCUUCAAAUAUUAAGGAUGUGGUUGAUCAAUACCAGGCUCCAGAGAAUCGUAUUGAUAUCAGAUGGUACAGCCUUUUCCUCUUGACUCCCCUCAUUCUAAUUAACUGGGUUAGAAAUUUGAAGUACUUAGCGCCCCUUUCCAGCAUCGCCAAUGCAGUCACUAUCUUUUCAUUUGGCUUGAUAUUUUAUUAUAUGUUCGCAAGCGUACCAGACAUUGAGACAAGACAGGCAGUUGCACCAUUUAAGAGACUGCCAUUAUUUUUUGGCACUGUUCUUUUUGCUAUGGAAGCCAUUGGAGUGGUUAUGCCACUUGAAAAUGAAAUGAAAAAUCCACGAAAGUUUGGUAGUGCAUUUGGUGUGUUGAAUUGUGCCAUGCUGCCAAUCACCCUUCUCUAUACAUUUGUUGGAUUCUUUGGAUAUUUGAAGUAUGGAAAUGAAACCAAAGGAAGUAUAACUUUGAACUUACCAACAGAUCAAUACCUGGCACAAGCUGCAAGACUAAUGUUGGCUUUUGCGAUCUUUAUCACUCAUGCACUUGCCUGCUAUGUAGCUGUGGAUAUAAGUUGGAGGGAAUACAUUGAACCAAAAGUUGAAAGAGCUAAAGUUUUCUGGGAAUAUCUGGUCAGAACUGUCCUGGUUAUUAUAACAUUUACAUUUGCAGUUGCCAUACCUGACCUGGAGCUUUUCAUUUCCUUAAUAGGAGCUUUCUGCCUAUCCACAAUGGGACUCUCAUUUCCUGCUAUUAUACAGCUUUGUACUUACUGGAAUGAAUAUAAUGGACUACAGUUUAUAUUUUUCUUUCUAAAAAAUCUAACUAUCUGUCUUAUAGCUACGUUUGGUUUUAUUAUCGGAGUUACAACUAGUGUAGAGGGGAUUAUUGAGAAAUUUUUCCUUCAAAAGGAGUAAUAUUUAAAAAUAAUAUUCUGUAAAUUAAGGUAUAUUACCUUUAAUUUUAUGUAAAAACAUGUAAAGUAUUGUCAAUAAGAGUUGAUUUUAAAAUUUAUGUAUAUUACCAAUUUGAUGGCCGAAUAAAAUUUGGCAUGGUUGGAAAACCAUUUUAUAAGACUGACAUGAUUGUCAACAAAUGUUGAAUGGUAAUUGAUGUAUCAUAUCAUAUCAUAUCAGUUCAUUGAAGUUUUAUUCCAACCACUAUUUUUUUUUAUCUCCAACUCAUUGAACUAGGUGCUAAUUAUUAUUAACUUAGUUUUUAUUGUGAUAAUUAUUAUAAGUAUCCCAAAUUUGUUUAUAGAACUAUUAUUUUUUAGAUACCUUAGGAUUAUGGUCUCGUGAAACUUUUAUUUUUACAAUUUUUCCUAGAUUCUUUUAAUGUGAGACCAAAACUUUUGGUAACAUUUAGUAUUUAUUUACAUACGUGGGUGAUAUUAUAGUUGUAAAUUGCUUAUUUUUGUACUUAAAAGUAUGAUGGAUACUGAGAAUAGAAUUAAAUGUUAUUUAUAUGUUAUAAUAAAUGUAAUUUUUGUAUACUAUUAGUGUUGGUAUACUAUUAGUUGGUUAAAUAUUUUAGACAGUUGUACAUGUUCACCAUGUCAUUAAUGUGAUAACUUUCAGCUAUAAAUCAACUUCACAAUUAAAUAAAUGUUCUUAAAAAAAAUUAUGUGAAUUUUAAAUGGAGCUUAAGUUACCACAUGUAUGUGUAUAUAGAUAAUUAUUAAAAAUAUAUAAUAUAUAUAUAUAUUCUUGCCAUGUUAAAUUCUAGUUAUUUAUAAAAAUUUUAAUAUUUUUAAAACUUCAUUUUGAGGAACAUAAUAAAAUGUCUCAAGUUGUUGAAAAA
Nezara viridula (southern green stink bug) is the source of this 2967-nucleotide messenger RNA. The record is from the annotation of a GenBank genome assembly. NCBI's taxonomy places the organism in Eukaryota, Metazoa, Arthropoda, Insecta, Hemiptera, Pentatomidae.